AUGAGCAAAAUGGCUGAUGAUGACCCGUGGUUGCUGAAGGAAGACGGUUGCUUAAACGUGGACACCGAGUGCAAGAGCAUAAUCUAUCACGCCAGUCUAAACGUUCUGCUUAUCACCACUGGCAGCGCACAAGUAUACGUGUUCGAUGUCAAUUCCGGCGUGAUCCUGCAGAGGAGUUCCCUUUCAGGUAAACCAAAUGGAAAAUUACAAGGGAUAUAUUUCUCGGAUGGAAUAGACAAAGUACUAUAUACAGACGGACGGGGGAUUGGCAUACGUAGUGAUUACAACGGGGUUCUGUUGUUGGAUACAAUUUUGCAAACUCCAGUUUCCAAAAGUGAAGAUAUUGUGAAACUGGAACUAUUGCUGUCAGAGGCAACGAUACUACUUCAAUGCCUACAGUGUGUAGAACUGCAAGGUGUAGAACAUUUGCUGGAGGUGCUGCAAGAACUUUCGAGUAAAAUUGUUGCUGCACAAGCAAAUCAGAAAAAGGGUAUUAAAGCUCAAAAAUGGAAUACAAUAUGUUUGGAAUUACCGCAUGGAUCUUUAAGGCUUGUCUGUUCUGGUUUAGUAAUGGAAUUAAAAAGGCAAAAUCGGCAUAUAGCAGCACUGCCCAUUGCCUCCGCGAUCAAUGAACGACUAAAUGGCCUAUUGCCUAGUCUUGCAUUAGAAGGCGGUCCCACUGAUAGAACGUUAAUGUUUAGCGAAGCAGCACGCCGUAAUACUUUUCCAAAAUGGCCACAUAUGAAUUACAAGUGGGCUUUACCUGACCAAAUGGCACAAGCUGGUUUCUAUCAUGAGCCAAAUGCUACAGGUGACGACAGAGCAAUGUGUUUUACUUGUAAUGUGUGCUUGGUAUGUUGGGAGCCUACCGAUGAGCCGUGGUCGGAACACGAGAGGCAUUCUCCCGCAUGUCCGUUCGUUAAGGGUGAAUAUACUCAGAACGUUCCAUUGUCUGUGACUCUCGCAACGGCUCCCGCUCGCGAGGUGGGCGAUACAGUGGACAUCAUAGGCACUACUAAUGUCACAGGCCUUGCGGCUACAGCCUCUUCCAGCGGUUUUGUAAAUAUUUGGAAUAUAACGAAUCAAUUAAAGAGAGAGGUAUCAUUUUAUAUAUCACCUUUGGAUCAAGAAAUAAACAAUAAGGAAUCGAUACAGUUUUGUGCCGCGAGAAAUUUGACACCUCCAUAUUUAACGAAUCUAGGCUCGGAUUCAGAUCCACUUUCAGAGUACAAGCCCUCAUCGUUCUAUAAGGUACAAGUUACGGCACUCUCGGUAGUGGGAUCUCCAGUGACGCUGAAAGAGGAUGCGAAGAGCGCCAACUCCACGACCUCGUCGUCCAUAAACAUCGAGACGGCAGAGCACAAAAUUCGACCGUGCUUAGUGUGCGGAGUUACAGUGACCGUUAGCAAUUCCUCGCAAUUGAGAACCUUAGAGAAUGUGUGGGCCGCCUCGAGCGAUCUAGCGAGCUCGUCAUCGUUGGUUCGCGCGAUGAACAGUGUAAAUAGUGCUGCCAGUGAUACUCUAGAUAUAAUGAAAGUAGCGGGUGAUAGGUACAUAUCGUCGAAGUUGCAUUACUUAGUACUGUAUGACUUUCAUUAUAAGGCCGCGACAGCGCAGCCUAUCAAAGAAGACAAUUCUAAGGAAUCAAAGACUAAGAAGACCCUAUCUGGGACGGGAACUAGCGCUAGCUCGAAUGGCGGACGCCAAGAGAGCUUGUAUCAGGAACUCUUCCUCAGUAAAAUUUUUUACGAAGUGCCAGUUAUCGAAGAUGUAGAUUCGGACAUGGUAGUCGGUCCGCAUUACGAUGGUAUCUUCCCGACCACCACCCUGACCGCCUCCUCCUCCAAUGGCAUUUAUUCGAAUCCGAUCGGUAUUCCCUUUGGUCCGACAACGUCGACUCCCUACGAUCCCAAUUUCGCUCCUAUUAACGGUUCGACCCAUUUUGCAUCGACAUCCGAUCUGACAACGAUAAACAAGAAGAGCUUAGACCUCAUGAAAAUCACCAAAGCGGAACCGGUAGUCGUCAAGACGCUAGCGAUUAACGCCCCGGACACUCUUCGUAUCACGUACAUAACUACGUCCAAGGAUGGAAGAUAUCUGUACGUUGCGAUGUGUCCCGCGGCGGAUAAUGCUUCUGCCGAAUCUUCCUCGUUGAAUACCAAUCAGAUGGAUGUCGACGACGAGAGCGAUUUCUUCCCACAGAAAAGUUACAUGUACUGGGACCAUAACGACAGUCAGUCCAGCAAAUUGAUAAAUGGCGAGGUCCAUGGUAAUGAGAGCGGCGCCACGAAUGCUGUGUUGCUCCUGUAUGCUUUGGAUUUCACGGGUCCAGUAGUGAAGAUGGCGUCGGAGCCACUGGUGAAGCGAGAAUUGCCUCUGGAACAGGCACCAGUGGAACACGUACUUCUUCCUCUUCAAGAGAAACAAAAGUGCAUGUCGUUUUCUACUAACUCUAGUACCAAUUCCACUAGUAAUUCAACUGUUCAGGAACCUGCCGGACAAGUCGCCCUUGUAUGUAAAGACGGAGUGGUCAGAUUAUUAAACUUAAGUACGCUGAAGACUGUAACGGAGGCGAGAUUAGAUGGAAAGAAAUUUAUCUCUGCGACUUAUUGCAACAGUUUGGAAAGGUUAUGUGUGUGCACAAGUGAUGGCACGUUGCAUUUCUUUAUUACGGCGGAGGAAGAGGACUCCGCAGAGGAGAAAGACGACGUUGACGAUGUGAAUAUGGGUAGUGAGGGAAGCUGUACUUGUGAAAAUAUAGCUCCCAGUACGUCAACGUCGUCGAUUUGUUACGACGAACUAUUAGCGCAUAAAUCGAAUUUCUCAUACUGGGACUUAGGGCUAUUAUAUGAACUUACACGAUUCAGUCGACAUUCCCCCGCGUAUAGCGCAACUGUCCCACCGUGUUGGAGUGAAAUGAUGCAAGCUCAGAGACAAAGACGUCAUCCGCAGCAUCUCCAUCAAUCGGAGGAUCAGCAUCAUACAAGAACAUGGCGAUUGCAAAAUGACGCGACUACUUGGGAUGAACAUGUGUUUGAGCUUACUUUACCUCGAAGCGCUGCAGGAAGUAUAGGGCACGUUGAUGUCCGAUUUACCUUGCACGCGUUCUGCCAAGAGUUACCGACUAUUCAAGUAACUUUAUUGAAGCAAAAUAUAAAGAGGAUUGGUCAUCAGAAGAUACAAACCACUCCUAUAGACGAAAGAAUUGAAUUUAACAUAAGAACCGAACAAAAGAGCGAAAAUCCAGUCAUUACAGAGGAAUAUCAACGUCAACACAACACCGAGAUUCUUUGUGGUCCUAUUGACUUGCAUCGCUGCGUAGACCUGUCCUGUCGCUCGGGUUGCGUAACGUUGACAAGUCCGAAAUUAUUUCGUUCGAAAGCUAGAACGUUGCUCGUUCACAUCAAAGCUUUAAUAGAUCAAAAAGAAGGAGCGAGUAAUGCGUCUGCGAAAUCAAAAGCAAAUUUAACAGAAAGUAAACCACCUACUUGUAAAAAAUUGAAAAUAUUUGAAGUACGUCCACUUGUGCCCCCAAAUGCUGGGGAACGAUUUGACGAAGGAGGGACGAAUAGCAAGAAGUUAGGAUGCUACGUUGGUUGCAAUUGGAUUCACGAGAUCUCUAUCACAGUAAGAUCAGUAAACCCUACCAGCAUGCCCGACGAAAGACUGCAGAGGUGUGCUAUGUUAGAAUCCAAAACCUUCGUCGAUAAUCUUCUGAAUGUCGCAUGCCUACAAGUACCUAUCGAUUCUCCUGUCGUGCAAUCUAUAGCUCUUGACAUUCUGAUAUGGGUAGCCUCAAUAAGAUUAACGAGAUUACGCAGUAUUCAGAAUAGCGUGGAGAUUAAGACUCUUCAAUUGGAGACGAUACGUUCCGUACAGGGGCGAUUAUCCAGCUUAUUACGGACAUGUCUUUUGCAUGCCGGCAGAAGUAUAGCGCACAAAUGCGUUAAAUUAAUUGUUCUUUGCAGCGGGGGAUUUUAUAAUAUAGAAGAUUCACCGGCUCAAACCUUUGACGAGGCUAUGCUCUCUGCAUUGGUCAACUUACUGCCGUCGAUAGUAGAAGUUCAUUGGGCCGGUUCAUUAAGAUGGCUUCAAUUACUCAUUACCAGAUUUUUGCCAUUAGACAGAAAUUAUAGUAUCGCCCACAAAUGUAUUUCUCUAGUGCAACAGAUAGCUACUGAAAUAUCUAAUAGAGUGAAUCCUUACCAUUUGUUGCUCGCGACAAGAUUUGGUUUAUAUAACUCACCUUUUGAAACGGAACUCUUUGACUUGGAGCCACCAAUGUUACCAAAGUUUAGUUCAAUACCUGUGACAUACGCAUCUGUUGUAGCCAACGAGCAAGCAGGACCGUCUGUUGCUUCGUCAGGUGCUGUAUAUUCGUCCAAAAUAUCGCAGGACUCUAUUGAUUUGAGGGACCUACUCACACUGCCUAUGCAUCCCGCUAGUGAAUUUGUAAUAUCUAGCAAAUUAAAGGCAUUGUGCGCCAAUCACAAUAUGAAAGGUCUCCUCGAGGUUGAGCCUCUUCAUUUCACUUGUCACGCUGCUUCCGAUGGCACGAAGAUGGAAAAGAUUGAUCCUGGCAUGAGCACAAUUAAUAUUGGACCCACACUGUACGAUAGCACAGCAACAAGCAACAAUGGUGUGCCUGAUAUUAAAACGAUACAUCAAACAUAUAACUUGGAUGCUGGAUCGCUAGGACCACAUGUUCAAGCUAAAUCGACAGCUACGUUAAGCGAUCUGCUUAGUAUGUAUACAGGAAGAGUGCUAAAGAAGCCAUCUCCGCAACUAUUGCUCACACCUGAUGAACAAUCAGACUAUGACGAAGCUAAUGAAAUGUCUGGUGACAAUCAGACUUGGCAUAGUACACAAAAUAAUAUGCCUAGCUCACACAUAUUAAGUUCCAUUGUAACAAAAGAAAAGUCAUGCGUGCAAAGUAUUAAUACUGCUGUAAACAAAGUUGAGGAGGGCAAUUCUAAAAAGCGAGAAGAUGUUACAUUUCCAUGGGGGAGAUUACUGUGCUGGCCGCCUCAACAAGCGCUGGUCGUCGAACGGAUGCACUCGGGAGCUCGUCGAUUUGUUAUUUUAGACUUCGGGUCACCCGUAUUGCUGACCGAUUUAAUGAUACCUUCGUGCAACGAUUUGGUUUCGCUAUCCAUAGACAUCUGGACUAAAAGCGAAGAAACAGAUGGUACGCGGCUUAUCGUCGCUGGGGAUAUUGGAAGCAAACCGUUAAUUGUUUGCGAUCUUCAGCCACCGCCUGUGUGCAGAUAUCUGAAGAUAACUACGAUAGGGCGCUAUGGAAUGUCUACAACUACGUGUAAAAUACCAUUAGGAAUGUUUUAUGGACAUAUGGUAGUUUUGCCUGGAGAAGAUUAUUCCGAAGUAAACGAUGCUUCAUCAUUUGAUGCCGAUAUUUUUGAUUCUUCUUUACAAGCAACUAUUGAUACACAAUGUAACAUAUUAUCAGCUUUAGCAGAAGAUGUACAAUGCAGAUUUAGUUUAGCUACUGAAAGAUUAAAAACUUUGUUGGAUCCAUUACUGUGUUCAGAAACUCCUAAUGUUAUGCACAUGCAAAAUUAUCUAUGUUACAACAAGUUAUCUAAUGAAAGUAAAGAACAGCCAUCAGCAAAAAUAAUGUCGACAUACCAAGAAUGUAUUAUGUUCCAACAUCAAUUAAACGUUGUACGAAGUGUCUGGCGACGUCUUGAGUGGUGGAGAGGUAUGCGGAAUGUACCAACAAUGUCUUUCUCGAAUGCACCUAGUGAUAAAUUACGAGUCCUUGAGGAAACUCUGCUUGACAUUCUGCUGUACACUGUGUACGAAAUUGGCCCAGUACCCAGUGUAUAUCGACCGACAUCAUUAUACGAAGUUUUCACUCCAACAAUUUGUGAGAAAUUUUUCCAUUCGAUAUGCGUUGUAACACCAGCUCCACGUUUACAACUUCAUGCUGCCGCGCUCUUAGCUGGCAUGGCGGGACAUCAGCCCUGGUGGGGUAACUUCUUAUCCAAUACCUUGAUAAAUCUUUACUCGUCAGCAUCCACUCAUAUUUUCCCGCAAGAUAGAGUGUUUAUUUUAUUAACAUUUCUUGGACGGAAAUCAUUAAUAGCUGGCGGAAAUAAAUCUUCCGUUAUUGAAGCUAUGGUUCGUACAUUGGGUAAAUUACUAGCUCCUCUUACGAACACGCCGUCCAGUUCCAAUCGACUGGAUAUUACCUUAAUUGGCUGGGUUUUAUUAUUUUUAUCGGUAUGCUUAGAUACCAUUACACCACCGCCCUGUUACGAGGAAAAUCACGAGAAAACUAAAGAACAAGGUUUAUUUUCCCGAUGGGAGUUUAUUCAAGGAGAAUCGGCAAUGCAAAGAAGAUAUGUUAAUGCUAACCGAUCAUCAGCCUCUCGUAGUUACCGUAAAAGAUUACAAAAACGAUUAAUGCACCACAAACAGCAGCUUCAUGAAUUAGAACAAGCCAAAAAAUCUGCAGCGUCCAAAGGGUUAAUGACUCUUUCAUCUGACGCCGCUACAUUGUACAAUAAAGUGGAAGCGACGUUGAAGGUUCAGGAACGUUAUUUCAAGAAGACACUAAAACAACAUUCCGCAAAACAUUACAAGGAUAUUCUUAAGAGAAAUGAGUCGCUGCUCCGUAGUCCAUGUUGCAGUCAAGCACGAUCCACUACCAGCAAAUCAUCGGAUGUCAUGGAAUUAGAAGUCGAAUACAGCGUGACAAAUUUAUCUCAUCAAAAUGUUUUGCCAGUGGCUCGCGGUCUCAUUGCGCUUAUUUUACACAAUUCAGCUAAUGUGGAUAUGUUUCUACUAGCUUGCAAGGUAGUCGCUAGGCUAGUAGUAUCUACACGUCCUGCAAUAGGCUUGUGCGAGCUUAUGACCGAGGAACAACUCUUGAAAUUAAUCAGAUUGGCAACCGACACGUCUGACGCUGCUUGGUCAUCACAUGCCGUUUCUUGUCUUUUAAUGGACCUGUUAGAAGGAGGACGAUUGUAUCCUAGAGCAUGUACUUCUACGCAUGAAGGUAGUCCAUCUGAGGAGAUUUUAGAUUCUUUGGGGAAUCAUACGGACGAAAGUCGUGCGGCGGAGGAAGAUUCGACAAAUGUUGCUAGUACCAGCGCACCUUCUGCUGCCACAUUAAGUGAAGGAUUCGCCGAAGGAGACGCAGACGAGGACGUGCAAGAUAAUAUUGUAGUAACGUCGACCACCGCUGGCACGUCAAAGUCCAACGGUUAUCUGCCAUCCCUUUUGGAAUCCGAUGAUAGCGAAUUGGAAGACUUUCUGGACGAUAUAUUGGAACGUGGCAGAAAUAUGUUGAAGAAAGACAGCACAGUGUCGAAAAUUUUAACUUCUGCCAUUACUGGGAGCAUUUCUUUAGCAAUGGACGCACGCUUGGAAUAUGGAGUUGAAAUGGGCAUAGAAAUAUCAUUGAGAAUAUUGUCUACGGUUGGCAUGUACAAUCUACCUCACAGCAUAAAUGCGACAAUACAUGUGCCGACAGAAGCAAAUCGCUGUUAUCAACAACCGUUUUUGCGUUCUGAAACGAAUGACAGAAAUCAGGAAACCGAAAACUUUUCUGAUCCUACUCCUUCCAAUCUUUCAAUAUUAACAAGAUGUUUUGAAAAAAUGUUCACGGACUUAUAUCUACGGAAUAAUAGUACGAAUUUGGAACUCGUUCUCCAACUUUGGUUUGCACUGAAUAUGGAUGCUGCUACUGAUCAUACAAGUUCACAAUUUGAUCCUUCUUUGACGCCUGUGAUUCCACUUAGCCCAGCAGCCAUUUCCAGCCUAAUUUCUGCACUUUCGUGGCACACUGCGGUUUCUUUACGUGCGUGGUGUCUUGCAUUGCAGUGCUUAACAAUUGUUUGUAACCAGCCAUUACGGCAAUAUACUGGUUUAGAUGGCUUUAUACCGAACAGUCCAUCUAUAGCUAGCUGUAUUGUUAAAGAACGCAAUACAGGUCCUAUGUUGUUGCGCCUACUUUCCGGCAACGGAUUAAAUAUCAAUACCAUGGAUAAGCAAUAUAUCAUGGCUGGGCCUACAGUUUGCCAAGCAUUGCACGAUUGUCUGAUUAGGCUGGAAAUGAUGUGUGAUGUUAUUACGACGGACAGUUGUUUAGGUAACUCCCUAAAGGAUCUUCUUCUGCAAGUGGUAUAUCAACUUGUGCAGCCAAGCGGGCCUCUUAUUUUGAGAAAGGGACCUUUAGAUGCACAGUGCAAAUUAAUAACGUCUGUAGUUAAUCUGAAUUAUGUCAAUACUGACUUAGGCAUCGCUAUGAGCAUAUCCGAAUGCGUUGGUGUAUUGGUUUCAACAUAUGUCAGAGGAUCCGAAGUUGGUGCACAAUGCGGAGGUGCUGUUGAUUCAGCUAAUCAAUCCGGUAGUUUUGGUGGUCUGUUUGCUUGCGUGCUCGGCGGUGAUGCGAGACAAUGUCGUCCCGCAUCGUGGGAUACUUUAAUCGUGGCUCUUAUCAAAUUAGUGUGUACACUUAUCCAAACUCCAUUGCCAAAUGCUAGGCAAGAUAAUUCGGAAGAAUUGGCGGAAAUGGAAUUAUCAGAGACUUGGAGUUCUAGAGCUAACGCGAGCGAUUCUCAGAACGUGAACACUUGGCAAACGGAUGAGAGUAAAACGGCGGAGCAACGAAACUCAUUUUAUUUACAGCAACCUAAAACUAGCAAAUCUUCCGUGCCUUGUCUCGCCGAUACUGUUCUGCAACACGAACCAACUAUGAUGCGUUUAUUGGCCGCUCUUGGUUAUAGUACGGGAUCUUCAUUAGCUAUGCUCUUAAGUGAAAGUGCGACUGCACCAUUAACUACCGAGCUUGGUGAUCCGGCUUCGAUACCGGAUGCAACGUUCCAGCUUCUAACGACGCUUACGAAAAAGGCUAGCGAUCCAAGUCUAGUUCUCAAGCCACUUUAUCAUUAUCUCUCUUCUUCUUGCGGAGAAACCGAAUUGGGAGUUAUGCAGCUAUCCGAACCUCUUCUCUGGUACAUUCUAAGGGUUUUGGACAAUGCGUCGUCGUUAUCUAUUUUUACCGCGAUGGGCGGCGUAAAAGUGCUCUGCGAGAAUCUCGUAAAGUCGAGUAAUACCAGUACCGCUGGUGCUUCCACCUCAUCGGGAGUGAUUGCCCUCGUCAUGGAACAUUUGUCGAAUGCACCGAAUGUAAUGCAAAUGAUGGCGAGUAGCAGCAAAAAGAGCGUCAAUUCCUUGGAAACCCAUGAUGACGGUUUAUUGAAUUUUGCGCCUCUUGGCUCGAUAUCAUGGUUAAAUCCAACUGCGCAACCGGCGGAUGUUCUUAUACAAAAUGCUACUCCUCACAAACGCGCAAGAACACCGGCGUGGUCAUAUCACUUUUACCCCGACGAGGCGUGGGUCGACCUUACCAUCACUUUACCGUGCGCUAUCUUGCUUAGGAAAGUGGAGCUGCAACCACAUCUCACGGCAUUGUCCACAUGUCCAUCGGCUGUAGCACUGGAAGUUUCGAGGGAGAGUAACGGUCCAUUGACACCGGUUUGUUCACCGAUGCCAACAGCAGGCUUAACGUAUAUACGCGUUACUUUAUCGCAGCCGGUAGUCGCGACUUCUGUAUUGGUGCGCCUAUAUAAACCACGGGACUCGACAAACAUAAAUCUCAGUCAAAUAAGAUUGCUGGGUACCACCGCAUUUGGUGAAAUUAAAACAAAUCCGGACACGAUAGAUGAGGAACAACUGACAAAGACUAGCUUGGGUUGGUUGCGAUUACUGCAUCAGUGCUUAUCUGUAAGCACGCUAAACAGUAAUCUGGCCGUUGAGGUGCUUAAUUCCGCGGCUUCGGUCGAAGGCCUGGUCGAGGCAUGCUGCAAUCUCCUGUUACUCCCAGCACCGUCUCUCUUUACUCCCAACCUGGAGAGGGUUCUAUUACAACUUGGCUUACACUCUCGAGAGCUUGGACUUCGUCUCAUUGGUCUCUUACUCAACAACAGGUCCACCUCUUUCUUUCAAGGAACUGUGACUUCCCAGGAAACGUCUAUCGUACAAUUGGUCGUUGAAUUGCUUCAACAAUUGUGCUCCAUUCGAGACUUUAGCACGGAGGCUCGCAUGAAAGCUGUUCUUACAUGGCUGCAAAUAUCAGCCGCGAAUGGAAUAUCCCAGACAAAUAGUAAUUCCAAUUCGGUGAAUCCACCAGCAGUAUACAUUCACUGUGUGUCUUCCAUCAUUUGGAAAGCUCAUCAACAGCAGAACCACAACUACGAUCUGCAAGUCUUGCUGACAGACGAGCUAUUUUAUUCAUUGUACAAAUGGACCUUGACUCUUGGAAAUAAUUCAGCAUUAAAACAAGCAAUUGACUCUGUCUUGUGCGCUUUCUGCUAUGUGAGACCAUCAUUGUUAAUUUUGCUUUUGGAAUGGGUACAAAUUUUACCGAAUAUUGCGGUAAAUCCAACUGCGUCUAUAUCCGACGAGUGCAAAGAAAAUGAGGAACAGACGAGUGAUAAGACAGGCGACAUUAAUGCUGAGAGAUGGUACUGUCAAUUUGCUUUGUUGAAACAUAAGUGGUUGCAUUUGACAGAGGGACAAUUGCUGACUGUCGCCGCAGCAGCACGUUCGCCACCUGGUACUCAGCAGUUGAUCGAUUCCGGUCUUCCGGCAUUACUGACAGGAUCGAUUACAGAUUUUUGUAAUUUGGAGAAAACCAAGCAACAGCAGCGAGAUAGUAAAAUGGCAUCGGGUGACAGCAAUGAAAAUGAUGUAAUUGAAGAUGUCAACUCGACGGAGAGUGACAAGGCGACAGGUUCUAGUUCCGAAUCGAACAAUUGCUCUGGAGGAUUAUGUAUGACAAAACCAGAAAGCAUAGCGAUAGUGAUAGAAUUCUUAACACUUGUGUGUGCGGAAGGUCGAAUGCGUGACUGGCUUGGCGAGGAAGGACGCUGUUUCUGGUUACCUCUUUUGUCCCUUCUUAGUAAUCGUCCUAUCGAAAGUCCAUCCGCGUCUGCGUCAAGUUGUUCGAAAACAAGCGCGUCGUAUGCAUUACUGGAAAGCGCUAUGAUUAAAUUCUUAUCAAGAUGUUGUUGGUGUCAUCUGGCUAAUCAAAAAUUACUGGCAAAGCUUCUCAUCGAAGUCAUUUCCCAACAACGAACUACUUCAAAUGUGCGGUAUCUUCAUGGCAUUUCUGGAUUUACACGAAGAUUAAUUUUGCAAUUGCUCUUAGAAGGAGAGAAAGUGUUGGUUUCUGUAACGUCGGAAGCUCCUAUGAAAGUUUCAGCAAGCGCAACCAAUCACAGCAUGCCAUCCAUGCCGCCGCAUCCUGCUCAUCCUCUCGGACACUAUCAUCAAUUAUUAUAUAUGUCGACGCAAGCGACGGUGGCAGAUAUAUUACAGCAAGUCUCAGGGACGUUGCUUCUCUUGUUGCUUCCGAACACGUAUAAAGGUAAUGAGACAAAUUCCAAUGCAGGAAACAAUCGUUCUCGUGAAUUCUGGGAAUCGGGAAUGGCAUUAGUGGUAGACACGCUCAGUGUGGCUGCUGGAAACACGGCGAAAGACAAGCGGGCUAAGGAAGCGUCGAACAGAUCGCAAGCUCGUGGCCCUAUAAUAAGGAAAACGCGUUUAAAUUCUGACGGAACGCCGGUUACGAGCAAAACCUUGCCUAAUAAUUUGCAAGUAAAUGCAACCCAUCCGACAAAUCAGCAGUAUCUAAUACAUUCGUCUCGUCCAAAUACUCCUCUACCGCCUCAGCUUACAAUCGCGCAACUCUUAGCGAUCGCCGAGGAUAGUGGUAUAUCGUUGUCUGAGCCGUGCUUACAUCUUAUCUUACGUCAACGUAAUAAGGACUCCAAAGAGGAGACGGCGAAACAAAAUGACAGCGAACUGUUGAACUACAGGAGCAUAGAAAGCUCGUUAGGUGUUUUCAGCGCCGGCGGUGGAUUGGCCGUAUUGGCACGCCACUUACCGCUAGUAUAUCCGGAUCCCGGUAGACCGUCGUUUUUCGUUGAGAAAUCACCGUCGCCGGAACAAACCGACGCCGACUGGGUAAAAUUGGAGACCAACGAUGAUAUUUAUGAAGCAUUGGAGGAGGGUAGAACGAAUUGUCCGCCGAAGACGUCGGUUCCUGCUCCAUACGUGCCGUCGCAUUCCCUCGCGGCUUUUGGCCUAUUUCUCAGACUACCGGGCUACGCUGAGGUGCUACUGAGAGACAAGAAACGAGCGCAAUGUCUGUUGCGGCUCGCUCUCGGAGUUUCCGAUGACGGUGAAGGUGGCGAAGUGCUGACUUCGCCGCUGGCCGCCUCGUUGCCAACCUUGCCGUUCCAAGUUUUGAAGCAGCUGUUGGACGCUACGCCACCGACCACCGAUGACGGACUGCUUCUACGAGGUACGACCAUAGAAGUGGGCGCUAUGCUGCUUCUAUUGAACUGUCUGGCAAUAUUCACACAUCAAACCGGACAGAACGAUGGUUCGGCUGAGCACAAGAUCGGUCAGAGUGGCAGCGGCGGGGUCGGUGGCGGUAGUAGCGGAGGACGCAGCGAUGACAAUUCACAUUUGUAUUGGGCGAAAGGUACUGGCUUCGGUACCGGGUCUACGCAACAGUCUUGGAACGUCGAGCAGGCGUUGCUACGUCAACGAUGCGAGGACGAGCAUGUGACGGUGUUGCUACAGGUUCUCGCCAGUUAUAUUGGCACAUCAUCAGGUGGACAACCACAGCCGGAGUUACCAACCUCGUUUCCCGAUUUACUGGCACGUUCCUGCCUCCUGCCAGCGUUAUCAUCAUACCUGCGAAACGAUUCCGUUCUAGAUAUGGCCAGGCAUAUACCAUUGUAUCGCGCAGUUCUGCAAUUGCUCCGCGCCAUGGCCCUCUCCAGUCAAUUAGCGCUGCUCUUGUCACCGCGCGGCGGUAGAUCUGGAGAACCGUCUGUGGUGUCUCUCUUGUCGAGUAUGAAAGUGUGCGUGGACACGUAUGUGAACAAGAUAAAUCGCACAAGGGGUAACAAAACAAACAUGAAAGUAGUGUCCAAGUAUCCCGAUGAUACCGAACAAGACGAAGGUUUGGCCACGUUGAUUCCCGAUAUACAGGAGAGCGCAACUAUAGUGCAAAACGCCACGUGUCGAUUAUCCGGUAUCAACGAAGAAUUACCUGGGUCAAGUCCAACGGCGCCGGAAUUACCAUUGCGCUCAAGUCUGGAGCAUCGGUACUUGGAAGUAAUGAAAAAUCUACAAUUUGAUACCUAUGAAAUGAUUACCGAGAAUCCAGACGGCGCAGGCUAUAAAUUUACUGUUUCGUAUCACUUUGAGUCGAAUAUGAGGGCUGCGGGUGAGAGAAGUCAUCCGGCACGAGUAAAAAGAUUGGCCCAGGAAGCCGUUACGCUCUCAACAGCAUUACCUCUGUCUUAUAGUAGUAGCGUAUUUGUAAGGUGUGAUGCGGACAGACUGGAUAUUAUGAAGGUACUCAUAACGGGGCCAGCAGAAACGCCGUACGCAAACGGCUGUUUUGAGUUUGACGUGUACUUUCCUCCCGAUUAUCCUAACAGCCCGAUGUUAAUAAAUCUAGAAACAACCGGCCGUCACACCGUGCGCUUUAAUCCGAAUUUAUAUAAUGAUGGGAAGGUCUGCCUCAGUGUACUGAAUACUUGGCACGGUCGACCUGAGGAGAAAUGGAAUGCGCACACGAGUAGCUUCCUUCAGGUUCUAGUAUCGAUACAGUCGCUAAUCUUAGUUUCCGAACCCUAUUUCAACGAGCCUGGAUACGAACGGUCACGGGGUACGUCAAGCGGUGCUCAAUCUAGUCAAGAGUACAAUGCGAAUAUUUGUCAGGCUACCGCCAAAUGGGCAAUGCUUGAUCAAAUACGCAAUCCUUGUCCAUGCUUCAAAGAGGUUAUACAUACCCAUUUUUGGAUAAAAAGGCACGAGAUCGUCGCACAAUUGGAGGGAUGGAUAAGAGAUAUGGAAAUGCAUGGAUCAGAUCGUAGAUCAGGCCGUACAAUUUCUCUUAAUGCAUUGUCUUUAAGGAGGCAUUAUAAACUAUUGAGAGAGGAACUGAAUAAACUGCCAACGCCCAAAGGAUUGGAGGACUUGGCCGAACCACUCGCGUCGCCAGGUUCGCCUAUCGAACUGUCAGGGACCCCAGGCACAACACCGAAUACACCAUCAACGGUUACGGCGUCCGCGACCGCAGUGGUUCCUCCUAUUGCUACUAGCACUAUGGUUCCAAUUAGCAAUAGCAGUACGAGUAGCCAUGUGCAUCACGAUAUUGACACGGACGUCGAGAUGGAAAAGAUGGUUUCGAAAAUGUGUGAAUAGCUAAAGGAUGUUAAUAGACAUUGUUGGACAUUUUAAAAAGUCUAUAGUUUGUGUUAACGAGAUGAACAAAUGGACAUUGAACAUAAACAGAUGACACAACGGACUGAAAUUAAGUGCGUAAAUAUCCUAUCCAGCGGCCGAAUUACCGAUGUUUUAGCCAUGGUGUUAGGGAAGAAAGUAACGACUUUCGGCCGAAUACAUAAUAACACUGACGAUAAUUAUUACAAUGAUGAUGAUGAUAAGAUUGUAGGUAGAAAAAUAUAAGGUGUGGUAGAGCGAGAAAGACGAGUGAGAAUUUACAAUAGAGAAAAAGUGUGAGAGAGGAAAAGAGAGAAAGGGAGAGAGAGACAACAGAGCGAACGAUUAAGUGUGCGUGAAUAAAGAGAAUAAACGAGAGAAUGAAAGAAAAGAAGAGUGGGAGAGAACAAAACAGAUAGAGGCAAAGAAAUAAGUAGCGCGAAUGUUACAAACUCGUGCGUAGUAGAUACUUUUUAUAGCCGCUGCUAUAGUACGUGUACGCUGCAUUCUACUACUUCAUAUUAUCAUAAGUACCACAACUGUUAUUCGAUAUUUAUUAUACAUGUUCCUCGUUUAUGUAGCAUAACUCUGAAUUAGCUGCACUUUCAUGCGGAUCUUGGACAUGAUAUUUUUAUCGUCUUUUCCUUGUCGCUCGUGUCUUCCGAGAGCGACGCGGUCUUGCACGUCGCGCAAUAGACGGUAAUGUUCUCUUUUUAAUGAUGUUUUUACUUUGUCAAUAAUUAAAGUGCUUGUUUCUCUUUAUAUACAUAUACAUACAUAUAUAAUGUGCAUAUAUAUAUAUAUGCGUGUGUAUAUGUGUGUAUGUAUAUAUAUCCCAGAAAACAUCGAGGUUUUGUAGAUAUAAUAUAUUAAAAUAUAUCUUAUUAAAGAUAUCUUCAAGACAUAUUUUUUAAAAAUGUCUUAAAUUUCUAAAAGAUUUCUAAAAGAUAUCUUUUUGUUUAUAUGGGAUAUAUCUGUAUGAUGUAUAUUUAAAACGGUUCUGACGCGUUGUUCUCUUCGUUUUAAGUGUAUUUCUGUAUAUUAUAAUACAAAUAUCAUUGUACUUUACCUAACGAUUUACUGGUAGAUAUGUAUUUUUAUUGAACAUCUCUUCAGAGUACGCGGUUCAGUCGAGCCUUAAGCGAGCUCUUACUAAAGCUGCGAGCGGUAAAGAAGAGAUAUAAGCGCAACAUCGACGGAAGUCAGCUCGUGACAGGUGCAACUAAUUUACGAGUUAUUGAUGUAGCGGGUAUCCCUGCGCGCAAUGCGACCGAAUCUAAAUGACGACUGUCAUCUGAACGAGACGACGAUCUAGGUACAUCGUUAGAUAACGUUUAAUAUAAUAGUACGUGUUCUAUGUCGAUUGAACGAACAACUGAAAAAAUGCUACCAUGGAAAUUAAAAAAAAAAACAGAUGAUCAGGUGAUGCAUUCUCGCGUAAACGAGAAUUGCUCUUUGUAAUUGUAACAGCUACUUAGUACACGUAAAUUUCAUAUGAAUCGACCAUAUGAACGAAAUAAAGUCACAUUGUUUUGA
This is a messenger RNA of Monomorium pharaonis (pharaoh ant), 15813 nucleotides long. It is a transcript of the gene Bruce, whose product is annotated as baculoviral IAP repeat-containing protein 6. Bases 1 to 14259 code for a protein of 4752 amino acids. NCBI's taxonomy places the organism in Eukaryota, Metazoa, Arthropoda, Insecta, Hymenoptera, Formicidae. Gene Ontology annotation, molecular function: cysteine-type endopeptidase inhibitor activity; ubiquitin conjugating enzyme activity. The record is from RefSeq and is a predicted model, not a curated record. Gene Ontology annotation, biological process: negative regulation of apoptotic process; regulation of cytokinesis; apoptotic process. Gene Ontology annotation, cellular component: nucleus. The transcript is spliced from 51 exons.